AUAUUGAACCUAGAGAAAGCACAAUGUUGACUACACUUCUAUUCCUCAUGGUUUUACCGAUCGCUGCAGCUUUCCAGUUCAGCUCACCAAACCAGUCAUUAACAACUGAUCAAGAAGAAGGUACCCCUCUCUCUCAAAAAGAAGAAAAUGAGAAUAAUGAAGAAUAUGAAGAUAGGUUGAGUGACUUACCUAACAGUGUUAUCCUUUGUAUUUUGUCAUUUUUAAACACCAAAGAUGGUGUUCGAACUUGCGUUUUGUCUAGAAGAUGGAAAGAUAUAUGGAAACAUAUUCCUACUCUUGUAUUGGAUUCCUCAAGAUUCGACACUGUUAGGCAAUUUGAAAUAUUCAUGUCUAAAAUCUUGACUCUCCGUGAUAACACAAUUGCACUACACUCUCUUGAUUUUGAUCAUAUCGGCAAAAUGGAGCAUCAACUCCUCCAAAAGAUUUUAGAUUAUGUUUAUUCCCAUAAAACCAAACUCCAACGAUUAAGAAUCUUUGUUCAUAAUGAUAAUGGUCUCAUUAUGCAAUGUGUUUCUUCAUGCAAGAAUCUUACAUCUCUGCGACUUUCGAUUUACCCUAGAAUGAGUUUUUGUGUGAAGACAAUAUUAUUUCCUAAAUCCUUGAAUUUACCAGCAUUAGAAACGUUGGAUCUAAGUAAUUUCACCUUUUACGGUGGCGAAAACGGCUAUGCUGGGCCCUUUUCGGGCUUUGCCAAAUUGAAGAGUUUGAUCAUUCAUGGUUGUACGGUAAUGGACACACAAAUCAUUACCAUAUCAAGUGAAACACUUGUCAAUUUUGCUAUGCUUUAUAGUUCACCUAAAAUUGCCAAAAUUGAGCUAUCCACUCCAAGCCUCUGUACCUUUACUUUUUACGGGAUUCCACAUCCCAAAAUAUGCAGAAGCAAUCUUUCUUCUGUUAAAGAAGUCAAAAUUUAUGCACGCAUGGACACAUCUUUGGAGAAGCUUCCUAUGGUUCUAUUCAACUGGCUGCAAGAGCUUUUAGCUGUAAAAUCAUUGAAAGUCUCUUCAAUUACUCUCCAGAUUCUGUCCUUAGUUCCUGAUCUAUUGGAGGUUAAGCUCCCUUCUUUAUGUAACUUGAAGUUGGUGGAAAUAAAGAUGCAACCACUUAGCUUCGCUUUAUCUUGCAUACUAAAAGAUGCCAUGUUAAUGAAAGCUGCUGCGAAGUCACCCGAAGAAGCUGCAGAUUUACGAAAAACAUUCGGAGCAGGUUUGGAACCACCUUCAAUACCUGAUGGAAUUGUGGACUUUCUACUUCAAAACUCAUCAACGGCCAAAGUUAACAUCUCAUAACAACUUAUUAGUGCAUGAUGAAGAGUUUAUCCAACCUAGCUAGCGUGUUAUUCUUUAUAGUUGACCAAUCAUGGAUUAUCUUUAUGAUUUAGGCACUCUUGUUUUGGUUAAAUUUUGAGUUCCUUAAUUUUAGUUGAGUAAUGUUGAGAUAUGUCUACUGCAUGGGUUUCUAUUUGGAAAACAUGUUAUUAGAUUGAGGUUGUUAUUCACUCGUUCAAACAUGCAUGGAAAUCAAUAAAUUUCUUUUGAAUAUAAA
Messenger RNA from Medicago truncatula (barrel medic), 1566 nucleotides. RefSeq names its product putative F-box/FBD/LRR-repeat protein At1g78760. NCBI's taxonomy places the organism in Eukaryota, Viridiplantae, Streptophyta, Magnoliopsida, Fabales, Fabaceae. Gene Ontology annotation, molecular function: protein binding. The transcript is spliced from 3 exons. The record is from RefSeq and is a predicted model, not a curated record. The coding region runs from base 24 to 1310 and encodes 428 amino acids.